This is a messenger RNA of Cercospora beticola, 1397 nucleotides long. RefSeq names its product dihydrodipicolinate synthase family protein. Lineage: Eukaryota; Fungi; Ascomycota; Dothideomycetes; Mycosphaerellales; Mycosphaerellaceae. The record is from RefSeq and is a predicted model, not a curated record. Gene Ontology annotation, molecular function: 4-hydroxy-tetrahydrodipicolinate synthase activity.
GGACAAGCUUUCCAAGUUGGGGGCUCGCGAGCUCGAGCUGCUGCUGCCAUGCUCCUUCGGCCAGCUCUGCCAUUCUUCGGUGGAAAUUAGUCCGCCGCGAUAUCCGCUAUGCGUGCCCGAGUUCGGCGAAUGGAUAAGAAGUCGACAUCGCCUGCUGCUAUCACUGAAUAGCUAACUGAGUCUCAAGACUGGAAAUAACAUUACAGCGCCAAGAACAAGCAGAGCAUCAGCCACUGCUUCGAUCUCGCGAUCACGACAGACCAUUGGCAACCACAAACCUCAAGCACAUCAGCAGACUUCGAACUGAAACUCUGCAACAUGGCAACCAACGGCCACUCCUCGCAAAGCCCAAAAGUCCCUCCUCCUGGCAUCUGGGCCCCAGCCGUAACGUUCUUCGACCCGGUCACCGACGAACUUGAUCUCGCGUCCCAAAAGAAAUACUACUCUUACUUAUCCCAACACCUCGCCGGCCUCGUAAUCCUCGGCACCAAUGCCGAGACCUUCCUCCUCACACGCCAGGAACGUGCUGCACUCUUGCGCACUGCCCGCGAAGCUGUCGGACCUGACUACCCCAUCAUGGCAGGUGUGGGCGGCCACUCGACGAAGCAGGUUUUGGAAUUCAUUCAGGAUGCUGUAGAAGCCAAAGCGGACUCCGUACUGGUAUUGCCUUGUGCGUAUUUUGGAAAACAGACGACCAUGAAGGUUGUCAAAGACUUUUAUGGCGAGAUUGCAGAAAAGAGUCCUUUGCCGGUCGUGAUCUAUAAUUUCCCUGGUGUUUGUAAUGGAGUGGAUUUGGAUUCGGAGACGAUUGCCGAGCUGGCGAAGAAAUACAAGAACAUCGUCGGAACGAAGUUGACAUGUGCCCAAGUCGGCAAAAUCACUCGUCUCACAUCGCACUUCCCAUCGACGGAGUUUGCCACAUAUGGUGGGCAAUCCGACUUCCUCAUCGGCGGUCUCGCUUCCGGAUCCGCGGGCUGUAUCGCAGCAUUUGCCAACAUCUUUCCCAAAACUGUUUCUCACAUCUACAAGCUGUGGACGUCUGGCAAGACCGAGGAAGCUUUGCGUAUUCACCGCAUUGCAGGCCGAGCGGAGAACUUCAGCAAGGCCGGAAUUGCAAACACGAAGUACGCGGUGAGUUUGACGAGUGCAAAGUAUGCGGGAAUUGAGGGUGCGGAGGAGAAGUUGAAGCCGAGAAAGCCUUACGAGGAGCCUAGUGACAGUACCAAGGCGGAUAUCAGAAAGAUAAUCGAGGAGAUGGUGAAGAUUGAAGAGUCGCUAUAGAGACAGUAAAGGCGUGGUCAUCAGGGAGUAGAGGAAUAUUCAUCGAGAAGAUCGUGGCGAUAGAAGUGGUCCAGAUGUCUUGCAGCUUGUUCAUAAUGAGAAAUGAGAACCACGAC